[Candida] anglica is the source of this 10856-nucleotide messenger RNA. The record is from the annotation of a GenBank genome assembly. Lineage: Eukaryota; Fungi; Ascomycota; Pichiomycetes; Serinales; Debaryomycetaceae.
GCUAUUUCCCAUUUGGGUAGUGGAUCCGCAGAGGGGGUGGGGUGCGCGAAAUGUCUGACAAGGACACCUUACACCAUAGAACCAGACGUUUUGUGGGUAAGUAGAAGAAGUACCCGGGGGAGACAGCGUGUUGACACUGUAGGUAGGUUGUAGUGUAGACCCUGGAACGUUGUAUUAUAACGAGAAGAUCUCGGCGAUCAUGCCAGUUCCGGAGGGGAGGGGAGAAUGGCCACCCCCUACGGGGUUUGUAAGACGCUCCGCUGGCACUCCGUGGGCCACUAGCCGUGGAGGCCUUCUUCCUCUGACGAGGAAUUGGGUGAAUAGAACGGACUCCUCGUAGAGGAGCUAGGCACCAUGCAGUCGCUCUCCCCGAGUAGGGGCCAGGGGGGCGGUUUACAACGCUGAGGGUGCAAGUACAUGUUGUGCGCUGGCACUCCGUGGGCCACUAUCCAUGGAUGCCUUCUUCUUCUGACGAGCAAUUGGCCGAGAGAGGACUCCUCGUAGAUACUUCUCGUAGAGGACCUAGGCACCACGCAGUGGCUCUCCCCGAGUAGGGGCCAGCGGAGCGUCUUGCAAACCCCGUAGGGCCAUGUCCAUCCAGAAGAUGAACGACGUACUCACCUCGUAACAACCCCUAGCCUCGUGUCUCAUUGAGAGGUAUGCCCCAUGCCAUUCAAUCCUCAUUACCACCACUCGGUGGCUCGGUGGGCUGGUACAUUUUGGUGUAACUUCCCGAGGCGCUAAAUUCUCCCCCUGUAGAGGCUUAACCUUUCUUAUAGAACACUAUACCUCACCCGCCCACAUCUCUCGUUCCUACACAUACGGCCAUUGGGUCCGUUUAGGCUGUGUCGAUUGACUCACCAGGGCCCGUGGCUGCAAGAACAUGCCUCGGAGUCCCGUGAUGUGGCACUUUUUUAGUCCGUCGUGCGGCCCCGUGCAGUUCGCUUAGACUACGCAUGGACGAAGGUACACACAUCCUGCACUCUUCUGGCCCAGGAAGCUACUCUCGCUUCAGCAUGGAAUGUAGUCUCUGAGGUCCCACCUACCCUAGCUGGAGGUCCUGCCAAAUGCGUUCAUCUACGAGUCCCGAAGAGUGUUCAAUUUCUUUCAAGGAUACUGGGACUCUCGUCUUGCUUUGUGCUUCCCUCGUCGGAUGGUCUGAUUGGUGGGUACACCCAGAGACGGUGGGCCGCAGCUUGCAUAAGCAGCCAUUCACCCAUAUAUCUCGUAGAGGUCGAUCUUCUCUUCAGCUCGGCAUGGCGGGGCCUCACCAUGUCUAGGCAAGGCAUUGGGGCCCGUCAACAUUCGUCAUAUUUUUUAUGCUUCUCUCGCAGAACACGCUUACAUGUUCACGUCCCUUCUAAAAAGGUCUGGGAAUCGCCUCAAAGUAGAGAGAGAGGCUUCCACAGUUAGUGGGACAGCGACAACUAGAGGCCAGACUCACAGACCAUCCAGAUAGAGUGCUACAUUGUGCCGCCGCUCUAUCCAGAGUUGCCAGUUUCUCCGCUGGUACUAUGUGGACCACUAGCCACAGGGCCAUACCCCCACCCCUUGACCGAGGAAGGGGGGGCUACAGAACAGACGACUCAUGAAAUGCGUCAAAUGGAAGUCCCGAUUUGAGGCGGUCUGUACCUUCCCGUACGGGAAAUGUGAGCCCCACCGCUUGCACUACAGGGGCCACCAGCCGUGGAGGGUCCUGUUCCUCUAACGAGGAAGGAAUCUUCUUGGUCUACUCCUCGAAGAGGUGUAGGGCUUCCACGGCUAGUGGCCCACGGAGUGCUAGCCGAGCGGCACACAUCCCCUGUAGGGUGGGCAGUGUCCUAACUCACAGCUGGAGGUUUAGAAAGUUGCGAACGCCUCACUUAUCUAUAACAGGAACUUAUGCAUGGAAGAUAUUUUUCGCCUCAAGAAAUAAAUUCCUUUGUUCCAUUCUUCCUCGCGUGGUAUAACGCAACCCAUUAGUCAGGCCAGGAAUUUCUAGACGAGCACUCAUUGAGGCACCGCCAUGCAAGGGGCUCACCUUCGCUCAAACUUCCACAAAUCGUUUGUUGUCUCUGGUGAAUCGCCUACCAUAGGACAUUCCAGUCCGCAGAUAAUGUAGGUGUACCCGGCGUUCUUUCAUUCACCGAAUCCCCCACUUGACUCUGACAGCACCCGUUAAGAUCUCCCUCCUUCAAGGAGGAUCUUUGCAUGCACAUUUAGUCCGGAAACAAUCGCGCUCAUGCACGAUGGCGCCCUCUACCUUGCGUCCCGUAUUUUGCAUCCAUGGGUCCCAACGUGUACUUACGCCCUCCAAAGAUGCCAGAUACAACCUCACCAGAGCUGGUCCCAGCAGAGAACACCUUGGAGCGCAUCGAGUAUAUAACCUUGGCAUGUUCACCUAAAACAUUCUCUUGACGAACAACUAAUUCAACCAAAAAAAAAGCAAUAUCAUGAGGUUUUCCACUCUAGCACAGAGUCUCUGUGCCUUCGUGGCAGUGACCUCUGCUACCUUGGCUACCAUUCCGGCGUCUUGUCCAGUUGAAUGUUCAAGUGCCCCAGGAUUGCAUGGGACGCCCAGUGCCGGGCUCCGUGCGGUCUUCUACCCCUACACGUUUGCGGACGACUCCACCAGAAAGAGUCUUUCCUACUUGACCAGUGGGUACAAGAAGAGCAACAGCUUUGCCACAGUCCAAAACGUUGUCGACUUUGCCUUGGACAUCGACCAAGGUUCCAACUCCCAAGCCACCAAUGUCAUCUAUGGAAAGACGGUCCCUCAAAACUUCUUGGUGGAACUUACCGGAUACUUCAAAGCCCCCAAGACUUGCGAUUACACCUUCUCCAUCAACGUCGAUGACUCGAUGAUCUUCCAGAUCGGUGCCGGUCAGGCCUUCUCCUGUUGCGACGCCAAUACUAGUGGUAACUGCAACUCCGCUACCUUGAAGGCCGACUGGGUCCCAUACAAGACUGGUAAGGAUUCAGAAAAGGUCUUCCUUGUAGCCGGAUCCUACUAUCCUGUCAAGAUUGUCUAUGUCAACCAGGGUGGUCCAAUCAUGUUAUCCGUGACUGCAAAGACUCUCCUUACAUCUUUGUCAGUCAAGGACUACUUGUACACUUUCCCCAACUCCGGAAACGGGUGUCCACCUCUUGUUACCACCAUAACCACCAAGUGGACUGGUACCGUGACCUCAACCACCACCAUCAAGCCAACCAACAAUGACGGUACAACAACCAUUGAGAUCUUGACCCCUACAACUGCUUCGCCAACCCCAACCAAACCAGCAACCACUCCAACUGCUUGUCCUGUUGAAAAUGGAAGCUCUCUCGGAUUGCACGGAACCCCAAGCCGUGGUCUUCGCGUGGUAUUCUACGACUAUACCUAUGCCGAUGACACCACCAGAAAGAGCAAGACAUACUUGACUAGUGGAUACAAGAGCCGUCGUGUUUUAACCCUGGUCAACAACGUCGUUGACUUUGAGUUGGACAUCGAUCAAGCUUCGAGUGUCCUGGCAGUAAACGACAUCUACGGACAAUAUCCAAACCAGUACUUUGUUCUUGAACUCACAGGGUACUUCAAGGCUCCAGAGACCGGAAAAUACUCUUUCACUAUCAACGUGGAUGACUCUAUGAUGGUUCAAAUCGGUGCUGGAGAAGCCUUUUCGUGUUGUGAUUCCACCUCGAGUGGCAGUUGUGAUACCACCUUGUAUGCUAACUGGGUUUCAUACGUAGUCGGGGUGGACACGCAAACUGUCUAUCUUGUUGCUGGUGCCUACUACCCAAUCAAGAUUGUGUACGUCAACCAAGGUGGUCCAAUUCUCUUGUCCUUGACUGCAAAGACCGCUUCCAAGUCGAUCUCCGUUAAGGACUACUUGUACUCCUUCCCCAAUUCUGGAAAGGGAUGUCCAUCUCAUCUCACCACCAUCACCACUAAAUGGACGGGUACUGUGACCUCAACCAGCACCAUCAAACCAACAAACGAUGAUGGAACCACCACCAUUGAAAUCUUGACCCCAACCACUGCUUCGACCCCAACUAAGCCAGCAACAACUCCAACCGCUUGUCCUGUCGAGGACGACAAGACUUUGGGAUUACACGGAACACCAAGCACCGGUCUCCAUGCUAUCUUCUACGAAUACACCUAUGCCGAUGAUACCACAAGAAAGAGCACCGCCUUCUUGACUACUGGGUACAAGGAAAACCGGUCCUUCGCACAAGUGCACAACGUGGUUAACAUUGACUUGGACAUUGAUCAGGAUUCCAGUUCUACUGCACUCAACUACAUCUAUGGCCAAAAGCUCAACCAAAACUUUGUUCUCGAACUCACCGGUUACUUUAAAGCUCCGGAAACUGGCGAGUACACCUUUGCCAUCGACGUUGACGACUCAAUGGCCGUUCAAAUUGGUGCUGCCCAAGCAUUCUCUUGUUGUGAUACCAGAUCGACUGGUAGUGGAGAUGCUACUUUAGUUGCAAGCUGGGUUCCACAUGUGACUGGUAAGGAUGCACAACGUGUCUCUCUUGUUGCUGGUGCUUACUAUCCAAUCAAGAUUGUGUACGUCAACCAAGGUGGUCCAAUUCUCUUGUCUUUGACUGCAAAGACCUCUUCGAAGUCGAUCUCUGUUAAGGACUACUUGUAUACCUUUAAAGAUUCUGGAAAGGGAUGUCCAUCUCAUCUCACCACCAUUACCACUGAGUGGACAGGUACUGUUACCUCUACUACCACCGUCAAGCCAACAAACGAUGAUGGUACCACCACCAUUGAAAUCUUGACUCCAACCACUGCGUCGACCCCAACUAAGCCAGCAACAACUCCAACCGCUUGUCCUGUCGAGGACGACAAGACUUUGGGAUUACAUGGAACACCAAGUACCGGUCUCCAUGCUAUCUUCUACGAAUACACCUUUGCCGAUGAUACCACAAGAAAGAGUACCGCAUUCUUAACUACCGGCUACAAGAAAAACCGGUCCUUCGCACAAGUGCACAACGUGGUUAACAUCGACAUGGACAUUGAUCAGGAUUCCAGUUCCACGGCACUCAACUACAUCUAUGGCCAAAAGCUCAACCAAAACUUUGUUCUCGAACUCACCGGUUACUUUAAAGCUCCGGAAACUGGCGAGUACACCUUUGCCAUCGACGUUGACGACUCAAUGGCCGUUCAAAUUGGUGCUGCCCAAGCAUUCUCUUGUUGUGAUACCAGAUCGACUGGUAGUGGAGAUGCUACUUUAGUUGCAAGCUGGGUUCCACAUGUGACUGGUAAGGAUGCACAACGUGUCUCUCUUGUUGCUGGUGCUUACUAUCCAAUCAAGAUUGUGUACGUCAACCAAGGUGGUCCAAUUCUUUUGUCUUUGACUGCAAAGACCUCUUCGAAGUCGAUCUCUGUUAAGGACUACUUGUAUACCUUUAAAGAUUCUGGAAAGGGAUGUCCAUCUCAUCUCACCACCAUCACCACUGAGUGGACAGGUACUGUUACCUCUACUACCACCGUCAAGCCAACAAACGAUGAUGGUACCACCACCAUUGAAAUCUUGACUCCUACCACUGCUUCGUCUUCUCCUGUUGCCACACCUACCUCCUGUCCGGUUGAAAAUUCAAACACUUUAGGCUUACAUGGAGCUCCAACUACCGGUCUCCGUGCGAUCUUCUAUCAAUAUAGAUUCGCUGACGAUUGGACUAGAAAGAGCCUUUCCUUCUUAACUGGCGGGUACAAGAACAACCCAUCAUUUGCACAAGUUAACAACGUUGCUGACAUCAAUUUGUACAUUGAUCAAGCGUCCAGCUCUUCGGCCCUUAAUACCAUCUACGGCAAAUCAAUCAACCAAAACUUCUUGGUUGAGCUCACAGGUUACUUCAAGGCUCCUGAGACGGCAGUUUAUACUUUCAGUAUUAUUGUUGACGAUUCUAUGAUCGUCCAAAUUGGUGCUGACCAAGCCUUUCCUUGUUGCGACACCACUUCUAAUGGUAGUGGUGAAACUACAUUGUUUGCUAAUUGGGUUGCCCACGAGACCGGGAAGGAUAGUAAAUCCAUUGCCCUUGUCGCUGGUACAUACUACCCUAUCAAGAUUGUCUAUGUGAACCAAGGAGGGCCAAUAGAAUUGACUUUUUCUGCCACUACUUCUUCUGGUUCCGUUUCUGUCAAAGAUUACUUGUAUGAUUUUGGUGAUACAGGUGUUGGGUGUCCUGGUACCUCAAGUUCGAUUGAAUCGAGUGUUACACAAUCAUCGAGUGUACAUGCUUCCAGUUCCGUAAUUACAUCAAGUUCUGUAGGUCCAUCUAGCACCAUUCACUCCUCAAGCGCUGUCCAGCCAUCCGGCUCCGAUGUGUCAACCUCAAACACUGUUUCCAGCUCAGCUGCAUCAUCUAGUACUUCAACUCCAACCACUCCAAGUCCCUGUAACCAAGUCCCUGCCUCCAUGAACACCGGUCUUAACGCAGUCUUCUAUCCGUAUGGAUAUGCCGAUGACGACACCCUGAAGAGCCUCGACUUUAUGACUGGAGGCUACAAAAGUGGGCCUGUCAUUGCACUGGCUAAGAAUGUGGUAAACUUUGUUGUUAACUUGUAUCAAGAGCAGAGUGAAGUAGAUAAGAACAAUAUCUAUGGACAGUAUGUCAAUCAAAACUUCCUUGUGGAGCUCACUGGUUACUACAAAGCCCCGAAGACUGGUGAAUACGAAUUCACUGCAUAUGCUGACGAUGUUGUCCUUGUGCAAUUGGGUGCCAAUGAAGCUUUCUCAUGUUGCGAGUCUACAUCUACUCGGUCAACUUCCAGUGCUCUUCUCUUUGCCCAUUGGGACAGCGCUACCCAAUUCAUGGGUAUAGAGUCGGCAACAGUGUCCCUCGUAGAAGGGUAUUACUACCCUAUUAGAAUGGUGUACGUGAACGCAAGGGGCGUUAUAGGAUUCACCGUUGUAGCUGCUAUAGAUUCCGACUACAUCAACAUCAGUGACAACUUCUUCAACUUUGAAGAUAGUGAAGGGAGAUGUCCUAGCAUGUCAUCUAGCUCUAUUCUAUCAUCCAGUUCAUUCCAAUCAUCAGGUCAUUAUGUACCAUCAAGUUCUACAGAACAAUCUACAUCUAUUACGCAAUCAACCUCUACAGAAGCAUCAGAAUCUGCUACGCAAUCAACCUCUGCAAAAGAAUCCGGCCCAGUCACUCCAUCUGGUUCCUCUGAAACAUCUGAAUCUGUUGAACCAUCCGGUUCUGUUUCUCCAUCUGGCUCCGCCACUCCAUCUGGCUCUUCUGAACCAUCUGGAUCUGUUUCUCCAUCUGGCUCUGUCACUCAAUCUGGCUCUUCUGAACCAUCCGGAUCUGUUGAGCCAACUGGUUCUAUUUCUCCAUCUGGCUCCGCCACUCCAUCUGGAUCUUCUGAACCAUCCGGUUCUGUUUCUCCAUCUGGUUCUGUUUCUCCAUCUGGCUCCGCCACUCCAUCUGGAUCUUCUGAACCAUCUGGAUCUGUUGAGCCAUCCGGUUCUGUUUCUCCAUCUGGCUCCGCCACUCCAUCUGGCUCCGCCACUCCAUCUGGCUCUAUUGAACCAUCUGGAUCUGUUGAGCCUUCUGGUUCUGUCACUCCAUCUGGCUCUUCUGAACCAUCCGGAUCUGUUGAGCCAUCCGGUUCUGUUUCUCCAUCUGAUUCUGUCAUUCCAUCUGGCUCUUCUGAACCAUCUGGAUCUGUUGAACCAUCCGGAUCUGUUUCUCCGUCUGACUCCGUCACUCCAUCUGGCUCUUCUGAACCAUCUGGAUCUGUUGAACCAUCCGGAUCUGUUUCUCCGUCUGACUCCGUCACUCCAUCUGGCUCUUCUGAACCAUCUGGAUCUGUUGAACCAUCCGGUUCUGUUUCUCCAUCUGGCUCCGCCACUCCAUCUGGCUCUUCUGAACCAUCUGGAUCUGUUGAACCAUCUGGCUCUGUCACUCAAUCUGGCUCUUCUGAACCAUCCGGAUCUGUUGAGCCAACUGGUUCUAUUUCUCCAUCUGGCUCCGCCACUCCAUCUGGAUCUUCUGAACCAUCCGGUUCUGUUUCUCCAUCUGGUUCUGUUUCUCCAUCUGGCUCCGCCACUCCAUCUGGAUCUUCUGAACCAUCUGGAUCUGUUGAGCCAUCCGGUUCUGUCACUCCAUCUGGAUCUUCUGAACCAUCUGGAUCUGUUGAACCAUCCGGAUCUGUUUCUCCGUCUGACUCCGUCACUCCAUCUGGCUCUUCUGAACCAUCUGGAUCUGUUGAACCAUCCGGUUCUGUUUCUCCAUCUGGCUCCGCCACUCCAUCUGGCUCUUCUGAACCAUCUGGAUCUGUUGAACCAUCUGGCUCUGUCACUCAAUCUGGCUCUUCUGAACCAUCCGGAUCUGUUGAGCCAACUGGUUCUAUUUCUCCAUCUGGCUCUUCUGAACCAUCUGGAUCUGUUGAGCCUUCCGGUUCUGUUUCUCCAUCCGGUUCUGUUUCUCCAUCUGGCUCCGUCACUCCAUCUGGAUCUUCUGAACCAUCCGGUUCUGUUUCUCCAUCCGGUUCUGUUUCUCCAUCUGGUUCCGUCACUCCAUCUGGAUCUUCUGAACCAUCUGGAUCUGUUGAACCAUCCGGAUCUGUUUCUCCGUCUGACUCCGUCACUCCAUCUGGCUCUUCAGAACCAUCUGGAUCUGUUGAACCAUCCGGAUCUGUUUCUCCGUCUGACUCCGUCACUCCAUCUGGCUCUUCUGAACCAUCCGGUUCUGUUUCUCCAUCCGGUUCUGUCACUCCAUCUGGCUCUUCUGAACCAUCUGGAUCUGUUUCUCCAUCUGGCUCCGUCACUCCAUCUGGCACUUCUGAACCAUCUGGAUCUGUUUCUCCAUCUGGAUCUGUCACUCCAUCUGGAUCUUCUGAACCAUCCGGUUCUGUUUCUCCAUCCGGUUCUGUUUCUCCAUCUGGUUCCGUCACUCCAUCUGGAUCUUCUGAACCAUCUGGAUCUGUUGAGCCAUCCGGUUCUGUUUCUCCAUCUGAUUCUGUCAUUCCAUCUGGCUCUUCUGAACCAUCUGGAUCUGCUGAACCAUCCAGUUCUGUUUCUCCAUCUGGCUCCGCCACUCCAUCUGGCUCCGCCACUCCAUCUGGCUCUAUUGAACCAUCUGGAUCUGUUGAGCCUUCUGGUUCUGUCACUCCAUCUGGCUCUUCUGAACCAUCCGGAUCUGUUGAGCCAUCCGGUUCUGUUUCUCCAUCUGAUUCUGUCAUUCCAUCUGGCUCUUCUGAACCAUCUGGAUCUGUUGAACCAUCCGGAUCUGUUUCUCCGUCUGACUCCGUCACUCCAUCUGGCUCUUCUGAACCAUCUGGAUCUGUUGAGCCAACUGGUUCUAUUUCUCCAUCUGGCUCCGCCACUCCAUCUGGAUCUUCUGAACCAUCCGGUUCUGUUUCUCCAUCCGGUUCUGUCACUCCAUCGGGCUCUUCAGAACCAUCUGGAUCUGUUGAGCCAUCUGGUUCUGUUGAGCCAUCUGGCUCCGCCACUCCAUCUGGAUCUUCUGAACCAUCCGGUUCUGUUUCUCCAUCCGGUUCUGUUUCUCCAUCUGGCUCCGUCACUCCAUCUGGAUCUUCUGAACCAUCUGGAUCUGUUGGGCCAUCUGGCUCCGCCACUCCAUCUGGAUCUUCUGAACCAUCCGGUUCUGUUUCUCCAUCUGGUUCUGUUUCGCCAUCUGGCUCCGCCACUCCAUCUGGCUCUUCUGAACCAUCUGGAUCUGUUGAGCCAUCUGGUUCUGUUGAGCCAUCUGGUUCUGGCACUCCAUCUGGCUCCGUCACUCCAUCUGGCUCUUCUGAUCCAUCUGGAUCUGUUGAACCUUCUGGAUCUGUUGAACCUUCCGGAUCUGUUGAGCCAUCUGGCUCUACUGUACCAUCCGGAUCCUUGUCAUCUUCUGUUGAGCAUUCUAGUUCAUUCUCUGCGUCAAGUUCAGCACCACCAAGUAAUACGGAGACAUACAGUUGUACUGUUACAUCUAUGCCUUCGUCCUGUCUGCCAAGCUCCCCAGGUACUAGAGGUCUCCGUGCUAUUUUCUAUCCUUACGGUUACAACGACGACGAUACUCUGAAGAGUCUUGGAUUCAUGACAGGCGGAUAUAAGGCAUCGGCCAGUCUUGGGCAAGUCAACAAUGUUAUCGAUUUCAACUUGAACAUAUUACAAAAAUCAAGUACUCUGGCCAAGAAUAUCAUUUAUGGUAAGUCAUUGAAUCAAAACUUCUUGGUCGAACUCACAGGUUACUUCGAAGCUCCUGUCUCUGGUCAAUAUACAUUUGAUCUUACCGUGGACGAUGCUGCCAUUAUGUUGCUUGGAGCCGGCACUGCCUUCCCAUGCUGCAACAACGACUGUGACGGUAACAGAGACGCCUUAUUUGCCCAUUGGAAUAACCUCAGCAAGCAGUACGGUGUUGAUUCCAGAAGUAUCACUCUCGCUCAAGGUGAGUACUACCCUAUUAAGAUUGUCUACCUGAACAUGAUCUCCAACGUCUUCUUGUCCCUAAAGGUAAACUCUCCACAGGGAAGCAUCGAACUUUCGGAUUACACCUACACUUUUGCCAACUCUGCCAAUGGCUGUGCUUCCGGCACCAAGGCCCGUCGUCAAACUUUUGAAGCGUUUGAAAAUAUUUUGGGACCUGAAAGUCCUUCAACCACCACUGCUCCAUUCAUUGUCUCUGACAUUGUCAUUGGCAGUUCGUCCAAGUUGGGACUUUCCAUCCCAAUGUUCCUUUUCACUUUCUUGGUCGCAUUGUUCUUAUAAGCGAGGAGAUGUGGGGCAUUGUCCCUUCUCCGCCUUGACACCAUGUGUACUGUCUAUUUGUUUUUCGGUUCCAAGUUGGUAAUAUCCGACGCUGACUUUUUACCCCUUUGUCAUCAACAAAGCCGUCCCCAGUUCCCACUAUUUUCCCAGCCUGUAAGAUGGCCU